Molecule: messenger RNA, 1041 nt
Organism: Acaulospora morrowiae
Lineage: Eukaryota; Fungi; Glomeromycota; Glomeromycetes; Diversisporales; Acaulosporaceae
Source: the annotation of a GenBank genome assembly
AUGGGCACUGGCAAAAUUGCUGAAGAAGGCAUUUUCUUGAUUCCACAAGAAGCCCCAACGACUUCAGAAGAAUCGUUGAUAGAAACACAGAUUGGCGUUGGCGAGAAAUCAGCACCAUGUGAUCAUCAAAAUCGUAUUCCUCUGUUUGUUAUAUUCUUGUUGAGUUCGCACUAUUAUUUUCGUUCUCCUAAUGUGGAUUCGAGCAGUUCUACGGAAAAUCGAAUUUUCACAUCAAAAGGAGAAAGAGAUCUAGUUCCAACAGAACAACUUGAGAUGUUGCGAACGCACGUUCAAUACGCGGCAGCCAUCUAUUGUCCAAAAUCCGAGUUGGUAAAUUGGACCUGUGGCUCUCGAUGUGUUGGCAACGUUAUUGUGGAAGAUUUCUUUCACGAUGAAAUAAAAGGCGCGAGUAGGGAUUUCAUAAAUUGGGUUUACAAUUUGCGGUUCGCGCUUCUCGAUUACAAAUUUCCAGAAGUUGAAGGUGCUCUGGUACAUGGUGGAUUCUAUGAAACCUACGAUCGCGUAAAAAACUCAAUAUUAUGGACCAUUCAAUGGAUGAUGGCCCGAAAAGAAAAUUCAUGUCGAGGAUAUGAUGUUAUUAUAACUGGACAUUCUUUGGGUGGAGCAUUGGCGUCAUUCUUAGCGAUCGACGUUAAGCGUUAUAUCUUGGAUCCUAUAAUUGAUAAGAAAACCACCGGAACACCUUUCACCAUUCGCCUCACAACCAUCGGUGAACCACGCGUUGGUAACGAUGUGUAUGCAAAGAUCAUUCAGAAUCAACUAAUUUUAAAAAGCGACCAUUUCGUGUCAAGGUUGACACAUCGGAAUGAUGUGAUUGUUCAUCUUCCACCGUCUGAUAGAGGAUUUGUACAUCAUCCUCAUGAAGUAUGGGUGAAAAAACAUAAUGAAACUUACAUUUGUAGAGACAUCGUCGAAGGAGAACCAAUAGAGGAUCCUUCUUGUCUUGCUGGUGUUCCUUUUGUUGACUUCGGCCCACAUGUGUUUAUUUGGAAUACCAGUUUUACUCCUGCCUGCGUAUAA